AUGUACCAAUUAGCUCUAACUAUUAAAGAUUAUAAAGAAGAUAUUCAUCUUCUUGAGGAAGUAAAAAAAUCUAAACCAACAAAUACAAGUUGGGAAAUAUUAUGUAAUGAAAUUGUUGAAGAGUUAUUAAAGAAGAAAAUUAAUGAUAAAGAGAAAUCUAGUUCAUGGGAGAUUUAUAGAAGUAUCAUGAACCAAAUAGACCCAGUUGAAUGUCAAGAAUUAUGUAAAAAUAACAAAUUAAUGGACCUUAUUUCCCAAAUGCUUCAAUUAAAAAACAAAGAUAUUGUUGAUUCUAAAGAAAUAAUUACAUUAAAAGAACAAGGACAUUCAUUCUUGUUUUCAGAUAAAUUAGCAUUAUGGAAAGGAGAUAUUACAAAACUUAGUGUUGAUAGUAUUGUGAAUGCAGCUAAUAAUCAAUUACUUGGUUGUUUUGUUCCACAUCAUUUAUGUAUUGACAAUGCAAUUCAUACAUUUGCUGGUCCACAACUAAGAAGAGAUUGUUUUAUCAUCAUGGAAAAACAACAAUUUGAAGAACCAACUGGAUAUGCAAAAAUUACUAGAGCAUAUAAUUUACCAAGUAAAUAUAUAAUUCAUACAGUUGGACCAAUAGUUAAAUCAAAAUUGAAAGAAUCUCAUUGUAAUUUACUUCGAUCAUCUUAUAUUAAUUGUUUAAAUAUAGCUGAUGAUCUUCAUUUAGAAUCUAUUGCAUUUAGUUGUAUUUCAACAGGAAUAUUUGGAUUUCCACAAAAUAUAGCUUCAAUGAUUGCAAUUGAAACAAUAAUAAAUUGGUUGUAUGAGAAUCCAUUUACAAGUAUUAAAAAAGUAAUUUUUGAUGUAUUUUCAGAUAAUGAUUUACAAAUAUAUAAAAAGAGUUUAACAGAAUUUGAUAAAUCAUAUAAUGAAAAGGAUAUUAUGAUACCACCAAAAAUAAAUACUUCUAUUAUGGUUACACCUACUGAAAUUCAACAAAAUGAACUUAACCGUGUUAUUCAAUUUUUUAAAGAUGCUACUCAUAUUAUUAUUGGAGCAGGUGCAGGAUUAUCAGUUGAUGCAGGAUUAAGUUUUAUGGAUACUAAGUUAUUUAGUGAGAUGGGAUAUCCACUAUUUGAAUAUGGUAUUAAUUCAUUAUAUCAAACAAUGGGAUUUGAAGACUUUAAAACAGAGAAUCAAAAAUGGGGAUUUUAUGCAGUAAUGGCAGAUUACAUGAGAUAUAAAGAAGUAAGUGAACAUGAAUUUGAUACAUAUAAAAAAUUACUUGAUUUACUAAAGAAAUAUAAUAAGAAUUAUUUUGUUAAAACAACAAAUGUUGAUGGUCUUUUUGAAAGAUCAGGAUAUGAUAUGAACAAGUUUUUCAAUCCACAAGGUGAUUUUAAGUAUAUUCAAUGUUCAACACCAUGCACACAAGAUGUCUAUCUCUUUAAACCAUAUAUGGAUAAAAUAUUUGAAAACAUGAAUCCAUUAACAUUUGAAGUCCCAGAUUCUUGUAUUCCAAAAUGUCCUAAGUGUGGAAAAGAAAUGACACAAAAUUUAAGAUCAGAUGAAUUAUUUGUUGAAAAACCACAUAUGGUAAUGGCACCAGUAUUCACUAAAUAUGUUGAGGAUGGAAUUAAAAAUGGAAAAGUUUUGUUUAUAGAAUUUGGGGUUGGAGGGAAUACACCAAUUCAUAUUCGUAUUCCUUUUGAGAAUUGGACAAUACAAGGUAAAAAUACCAUGCUUGUUAGAAUUAAUCUUGAUAAGUCAUUUCUUCAGAGUAAAGUUACUCACACUAAAUAUUCUGCAUUCCAUACAACUGGAAAACAAUUUGUAGAAUGGUUAUGGAAAGCAAUGAAAUGA
Entamoeba dispar SAW760 is the source of this 1833-nucleotide messenger RNA. RefSeq lists its product as uncharacterized. Gene Ontology annotation, molecular function: NAD+ binding. The transcript has a single exon. Lineage: Eukaryota; Evosea; Mastigamoebida; Endamoebidae. The coding region runs from base 1 to 1833 and encodes 610 amino acids. The record is from RefSeq and is a predicted model, not a curated record.